UGUUAUCUUUUAGCAUCCAUCCAUCCUUCAUACAUACAAUCACUAUCGUUAGUUCAUUGAACUUAACUUGUGUUGUUCUUUUGAGUAUGUGUCAUCACCUUAGAAAAUCUGCCAUGUCAUCAACGAAUGAGCGCGUCUACUGCUUUGACUGCCAAGAGUUUGUUUCAGACGAUUCUGACACAAACAUACAAUGUGUUAAGCUCAACAGUGAUCCAAAGGGCCUGCGUGUUUCGCUUAGAAAGUUGUUUCAUAGGAAAGACAUGUCACAUCAUAAUUAUCAGAGUAGUUACGAUGAGUCAAUAGGGAAGUGGCAACCCACAAGAGGGAAACGCGCACUUCUUUGUGCGGUGACAUACAAUAAACAGAAAUAUAAACUUAAAGGAACUAACUAUGAUGUGAUCAGCAUGCAAGAGUUACUAACUACACGGUUUAAGUUUCCGAAAAGCUCAAUCCGUAUCCUUGCAGAAAUGGACACGCACCCUCAUCCAACAAAAAGAAAUAUCCAAGAAGCUUUGCGGUGGCUUGUGAAAGAUAACCAACCCGGGGACUCACUGGUAUUCUACUUUUCGGGUCAUGGGUUGAGGCAACCGGAUUUUUUUGACGAUGAAAUUGACGGGUUUGAUGAAACAAUAUGUCCUCUAGAUUUUAGAACUGCGGGAAUGAUCGUUGAUAAUGAAAUCAACGACACCAUUGUUAGACCUCUUAAGACCGGUGUCAAACUUCAUGCCAUUAUUGAUGCUUGUCACAGUGGAACAAUUCUUGAUUUACCGUAUGUCUAUAGCACAAAAAAUGACAGGAAGGGUUGGUUAGAUAACAGGCCUCCAUCUGGUGUUUAUAAAGGUACCAGUGGCGGACACGCCAUUUCUAUAAGUGCGUGUGAAGAUAAUCAACUUGCUGCAGAUACAUCUGCUUUCUCAGAGACAGGAAAGCAAAUGGAAGGUGCGAUGACAUUCACUUUUAGGAAAGCAGUAGAGAACACAACUAGGGUGACUUACGCUAGUCUCUUGGCUUCAAUGCAUAACGACAUUUUGGCAGCCAAGAGAAAAUGUUUCAGUCUACGGGGACUGUUUCACCGCGAAAGACUACAGGAACCUUUACUAUCUUCUUCCAAAGAAUUUGAUGUCAAUGAUCCCUUUGUGCUAUGACUCUACCACAAGGAGCUUCUACAGUUGACUUGCAAUAAAUCAUUAGGAGCAAAUCACAUGCUACCGUAACAUUUCUGAAUACGAAGACCAUUAGAUAUGAAGUCUUAACCUUCUACAUAGACAUAGAUACAAUCUUGUGUGGGGCACCCGCGUCAUGUCAGACGUUGAAUGUACCAUUUUCCUAUGAUUCUUUCUUCCGAAAA
Molecule: messenger RNA, 1348 nt
Organism: Helianthus annuus (common sunflower)
Lineage: Eukaryota; Viridiplantae; Streptophyta; Magnoliopsida; Asterales; Asteraceae
Product: metacaspase-1
Exons: 5
Coding region: 87-1145 (352 amino acids)
Biological process (GO): proteolysis
Molecular function (GO): cysteine-type endopeptidase activity
Source: RefSeq, a predicted model, not a curated record